Messenger RNA from Fonsecaea erecta, 2421 nucleotides. RefSeq lists its product as hypothetical. Lineage: Eukaryota; Fungi; Ascomycota; Eurotiomycetes; Chaetothyriales; Herpotrichiellaceae. The record is from RefSeq and is a predicted model, not a curated record. The coding region runs from base 1 to 2421 and encodes 806 amino acids. The transcript has a single exon.
AUGGCCAAGCUGCAAAAGACGCUGAAGCAACGACAGCGUCAUGCAGCCCGAAACAGUGCCAACGUCACCAAGCUAACGCCCGCGGAAAUUCGAUCGCUUAAUAAUAGUGCCCUGGCUUCGAAGACAGGUAGUCAAUCCAGUUCAAAAUCGACAUCAACUCAAUCCCGAUCGAGACGUUCAACCAAUGCCACUCCUCCCGCCACUCCUGAUGAGCUUCCUGCCUACGGAGCACAGACUCAGAGAAACGCGGUCUCGAGGAAUAACAGCGUCAAUAUCCCGACCCCUCCUCACACACCCAUUACCCAUCGAAGAUCGUCUCAAUCAAGCACCCAUGGCCACCAUUACGGCCCUCACGUGGUCCAUGGCCACGCCCAUGGCAUUAUCCACGCCCCUCGACCUCGAGGAUCUGCGCAAGCUGCAUUCAUGUCUGCGAAUGGCUGGUCUUCCCGUCCAUCAAGCUCUGGAUCUUCGUCAUACCGUGGGCUUCCCACCUAUCGAGGUCCUGAGGUUACACGUACCGGAUCCUUGACCAUGCUCCAGCACCCGUCUCACCAGAUCGUUUCUAAUCCGCUUUCUUACUUUUCGAGACCGCGGCAAAGCCAGGUCAGCACGUCACCAGAGCAUGGAAGGCAUGAAUCCCCAGAUAUCAGCAUUUAUCGCGCCCAAAGUCUACGGAACGUGCGAUCCGAUUCUGUGCCGACCGUCAGCGCUCCGUCAUCGAGGCCUGCGAGUCCACCCAGGGUGACCGACUCACCCGUCUCGAUGAUUGUGGAUGGAACGGACAAGUUCCCGGUCGUAGACGCGGCGGAUGAUCCGCACAAUCAGCCCAAAGUUCAAUUUGAUGAAGAAAUGGCUCCGAACGAAUCUAACCUGGAAAGCGUGGACCCUCAGUCCAAGCAGGCGACCGAUUUGCCCGUCGAACCAGGAAAGCAGAUCGUUCAGCCCGAAUCGCCAAAGAAGGAAAAGGAAAAGCAGAAGCGGUUCACGUUCCAUGCGGCACUCUUUGGGGGAGAUAAGAGCCACCAAGAGAGCGCGGAAAAUGUAGGCAAACUCAAAAAAGGGCGAAGAAGGACUCUAUCUUUCAGCAAAAAUAGUGAGGCGGAAAAAUCAGAGAACAAGACUGCGACACCGGCCGAGGCGAACGACGAAGUCAAAGUGGACGGCGCGACGAUUGAAACCGAGGACUUUUUGACACAUUCGGCAGUUCGUCCACUCUCACUGAUCAUUCCAAGCGAGUUUAAAGGGAAGGAAAAGGAAAUCGUCUGUGCCCCAGUCUAUGCUCGAUGUGCCUGUUGUGGGAAGUUGAAACGGCCUUCAGGGUACUCCGGCGAACUCAGUCCGGUGCUGGAAAACGAGAAUCUCCGAACCAACUUCAGCUUCGAGAUUGAACGAACAUCUGGUUCGUCUGAGAGACGAAGUUCCGAUGCGAGCCGCCAUAAAUUUGUACCCAUUAUCCCGAUGGAAGUCGGUGAAAACGAAACCCGCCAGGCGACGAUUGAGCCAUACACGGGUCCUUUCAACAGCCACACGGAUGAGCAUGAGCAAAUAUCGCAGACGGACAUGAAUAUCGCUUCUUCGAGUCCAGUCAAGCAGCCUGUUGGGCACCUGAGUUCAAGUCCACGAAGAAUGAAGAGGCACUCCACACCGGCUCGAUUUACUAGGUUUGCCAGCUUGCAUGGACGACGAAAUGUGGAUUCAACCGUGAUCGCGGAAGAAGACGAGGAGGCUGAAGCGGAAGGGGAAGCGGCCGAACAUCAACCUCUUAUGAGCGAGGUGACGGGGCCUGAGACCCCUGGUAUCGUCAAUCAAAUUGUCGCUGCCGCCGCCGCCGCAGAUGAGGAUGUGAUUGCGAGCAGUCUACCACUGAUUGAACCGAUUUCAUCAGCCGACCGAGCAUUCAUCGAAUCAGUACCCAGGAUGGCCACUCACGACGCUCAACUUCUGACCAGCGAGAUUGUCGAGAGUAUUCCUCUCAGAGGGUCGAGUUCACGAUCAGGAUCAGAGAUGUUCUCCACACCCACCCGGGGCACCACCCCCGUGCCCGAGAAUGCUACGGCCACGGAAGGCACUCCCAUCCAGCCUGUCGCCGCGACUCAGGCUCAAGCCAUGGUGCAGGAGAAGGUGGAAUAUAGUCCCAGCCCUCCCUCGAUGGACGACACACCUACCUCAACCACUACCGCAACGACAACAACCAUUGCUACGCCCUCCGAUAUUCAAAACCCGGCUUCACCGAAGUUCGCCCCGGAGUUUUCAGCCUCUUUCUUUGAUUCACCCGAUUUAUCUCUUACUUCACAAUUUGAACCAGGCACAAAGCCAGCUGGAAUUGUUGGGAAGUCAGAGAAAGGAAAGGACAAGGCCACCGGAAAGAGGAAGUCAACUGCGACCGAAUGGGUGGCCGAAAUGAUGACUGUGAAUGCUUAG